Molecule: messenger RNA, 3328 nt
Organism: Xiphophorus maculatus (southern platyfish)
Lineage: Eukaryota; Metazoa; Chordata; Actinopteri; Cyprinodontiformes; Poeciliidae
Product: sterile alpha motif domain-containing protein 9-like
Exons: 2
Coding region: 82-2583 (833 amino acids)
Cellular component (GO): cytoplasm
Molecular function (GO): protein binding
Source: RefSeq, a predicted model, not a curated record
CUCUUAACAGGUAUUGAAACGGCUGUGAACGGUUUGUUCCCGAGCACAAAGACGACAUCUCUUCCAUCUGGAGAGGCCGCAAUGGAAAGCAACUCAGGGGAAAGUGUGACCCCUGACCUCAGUGCCUCUGAACAUUCAUUUCUCCUUCACAAACCACGCAUUUCUGCAUAUGUGCGAGACAAGCCAGUGUCCACCAACACAAAGCUGUUUUCAGUGUUGGCCUUGCUGAACGCACACGAUCCGGAGUUCAAGUUGGACUUUCGAGACUGUCAACAAAUCCUCGGGCCGCCUGAUCCCAGCCGUGGAGAGCCUCCCUUUGAGACAAGAAUGGAGCCUUUUUCCUGCUUCAUCACGGUGUCCAGUCACGCCGUGCAUGUGAUAAACACAGAUGUGGCCAACAGCUGUUUGGAGCUACUAGCUGACCUGAACAUUAGCAAAAAUGCUAUAGUGAAGGAUUGCAUAGAAUUACUUUGUGGGGAUAAAGUCCAACCGCAUACAGUCAGUUCCCUCAGAAAUGUACUGACAGGGAGCAAUGUGGUGGAAAACAGCAAAGAUGUCUCCUUACGCCUGACUAAAGAAAUCACGGGGAAAGAGAGCAUGGCGCUGCAAACGACGACUACAGGAAGUAGCUCAGAAAGAACUGUGACUUCGAAUAUGAAUGUGACGUCAUUUCUAGACUUCUUUUUCUGUCUUUUUAAAUCAGACAUAUUUGUAUACGUUGAAAACUGCCCAGAUUCCGACAACACAAAGUUGUUCUCUAUCUUGGCGCUGUUGAGCGCGUAUGUUCCAAACUCCUACCUGCUCAUGCAAAAGUGCCAGGAGAUCCUCGACGAUUCUCCACUUGAAGAAAAAGCGAAGCCAUUCCUCAGUCUCAACAGAGACUCCGGUCAAGGUGUGUGCAUGAUUCACCCGGAUAUUGCAAAUAGAUCUUUGGAGCAACUGGCUGCCCUGGAGAUUUCCAGAAGUUCCAUCGCAUCCAACUGUGUAGUUUCACUUUGCGGAGACCAAGCCCAACCUGGCAUAGUCAAAUUGAUGAAAGAACUACUGACACAGAGAGAAAAGAAUGAGAACAGCAAAAGGAUGUUCUCAACGUUGAUAGAAGACAUAUUGACAAUGGAGGGUUCUGCUGAAGCUCUUGAUGUACUAAAACAGGCUUCCCAGAUAUUUCAAGACAAGUUCAUCUAUCCUCAAACAAUUGCUCGCUUGUAUUACCAACAUGACAUAGACUAUAAAGAAGCAGAAGAAUGGGCACAAGAAGCUAUCAGUAGAGAUUUGAAAAACUCUUUUACUGCUGACACCCUUGGACAGGUGUAUAAGAACUGGUUAAGAAAGAAAAUCACAUCACCUAGUGACGUAAAUGAUAUGGCAGAGAAAGCCAUUGAAGCCUUCAGAAAUGUGGAGAAGAAAGCUGAGAAUGAAUGUGCUGACGAAACAAAUUUGUUCAACAACCGAGGAAAAUUUGGUUUUAUUCAAGUAGCCAAGAUAGUUGCUGAGAAACAUAAACGUUGCAAUCCAUUCAGGGAGAAACUAAAAUCUAAAGUAAUAGACAAGUUUGAGUUUUUUGAACAGUAUCUCAGCUACUCCAACCUUGGCAAGCCUCACAAGACAACCGUGGAACCAGAUUACAUUUGGAGAGAUGUUGCCUCUUGCUAUCAACAAUACACAGCAGAAGACGCAGCUAACUCCACCAGCUUCCCAGCUCUUCUCAGUUGUCUGAAUCACGGCCUUUUCGUGUCGAAGGAAAAACGAGCCUUCAAGUUUGGGGUGACAGAGAAAACACGGCUGCAGUUGGAGCAAACUCGAGAUUAUUUAAAGGCUACUUAUAAGAAAAAUGUAAAUGAUGUCAAAGUGGCAGAGAGGUACAUCCUUUCAAACAUCAUCCUGAGCAACAAGGAUCCCCACUCUCCUCAACGCGGCCUGGUUAGAGAACUUCAGGCAAUACUUAAGAGACACAUGCUUACUGUGGUGACACAAAGACACCCAGAGUUUUACCUUUUGGUCCUGCUGUUGUUCUGGCCAGAGGAACAGCUUCGAGACCAAACUUUGGAGGAAGCAAACACAGGAAAAGAAUCUGAACAGCCAUCUUCUGGUCUGAGCUGUGACCUGGAAGACUGUGUCGCCCUAAUGGACAAGGCCUAUCUCGAAGUCUACGACAAGUACCUUCGAGGUCGUUACCUGUUGCCACUGUUUUUUCUAGGGAAGGGCUCUGGACUUAGCAGAUGGAUCCACAGGUCUAGACUGGAUGCAGCGGUGGAACGCGUGGUGGCAGCAGAGCUUGGCAACGUCCCAAACAAAAACGGAGUGAAAAGAAGGAAAAUCAAUAAGAUGUGGACGAGUUGGAAGGCGUGGCAGCUGCCACAAGUCCAAGAGAUGCUUCAGCCAGUCCCCCUGUCAGAUGUGACUUUUACAAUGAAGCCGAAGGUUGUGAUUGUUACUGUUGGGGGGAAGAAAGUGCAAGCCAGAACAGAGUGUAAAUCUAGCACUCCGGCACAGAGCCCCGUGUAUUUUUAUCUUGGCUUGGACAUCAGGGGUCCUGUCGUCUUCAAAGUGCCAGCUGCAGGAGGAACCUUUAAGGGCCCCUGAAGACGUCAUGAAGGUUCCCAUACAAAGCGACAAGGCGACAAAACAAAACACUGUUGCUUUUGAAUGAGAAAACAUUAUUCAAACAUGUCUUUUUUAAAAAAAAAAGAAUAUCCUACAUAUUUCUGAUGUUAGUUUUUUUAAGUCACAUGACUAAAAAUGUUAGUGACACAGUGUGUGUUACGCUUUGACUUUUGAUAAGCCCAACGAGUGUGUUAAACAGCUUGUGUUAUUGCUAAUCUAUCAUGCAUGAAUUUCAUGCUCAUGUUUUUGGUCUGGACUGCUUGGAAGUUGAUUUGUUCCAUAAAUCUGAGUUGUUCAUUAAGUAAAUAAUAAUAAUAAUAAUAAUAAUAAUAAUAAUAAUAAUAAUAAUAAUAAUAACAAAAUACUGGAUCUUUGUGUGUUAUUACCUUAAGUAUGAAAGAUUUUUUUCCUUUUCAAAAUGUUAUGGGUGGUUCAGUGUUCAUAUUAUAAAACAUUGCAUACCUUUUGUUUUAGUAUCUUUAUACAGAAAGGCAAAUAAUCACACAGAGUAAAUCAUAAAAUAAUCAUCAAUCUAAGAUAAUCAGUUGUGCCAGCAUCUAUAAAUUCAAUAAAUCAUUGAACGGACCUCUUUUAUUACUUAUAAUUUAUGUUUCUGAAUUGAUGGUGUCCAGGAACAUUCGGUUUGCGAUCCAUCACUUCCUGUUUCCCUGGAUGUAAAUAAGAUGCUCAUACUCCUCUCUCCACUGGCAUUUCACCUCAUGUA